AGCCUGUGCCUUCCGGGGUUUGGGGCUGGGACUGCCGCCCUCUGAGCCCAGUGAAAGCAGCCAAGAGAGGAGGCGGGGCUCUGGCGAGUUCCCCUUCCACCUUCCCCCACCCUUCUCUUCCAACCUCUGUAAGGCCCCUAGCUUGAUUCCAGCCUUUGCUGCAGCUGCUCUCCAGCCGUUUGCAGGACUCAAACAACUACAGCCGCUGUUCCCAACCAAGAUGGUGAUCCGUGUGUAUAUUGCCUCUUCCUCUGGCUCCACGGCGAUUAAGAAGAAACAGCAAGAUGUGCUUGGUUUCCUAGAAGCUAACAAAAUAGGAUUUGAAGAAAAAGAUAUUGCAGCCAAUGAAGAGAAUCGGAAGUGGAUGAGAGAAAAUGUACCUGAAAACAGUCGACCAGCCACAGGGUACCCCCUGCCACCUCAGAUUUUCAAUGAAAGCCAGUACCGUGGGGACUAUGAUGCCUUCUUUGAAGCCAGAGAAAAUAAUGCAGUGUAUGCCUUUUUAGGCUUGACAGCCCCACCUGGUUCAAAGGAAGCAGAAGCUCAGGCAAAGCAGCAAGCAUGAACCUUAAACAUUCUGCCUUAAGCAUCCUGACAAAGGAGUCUCCACUGCUUUUUAUAAAAUAGCAAAAUUAUCUUGGCUUCAAAAGAAAUAGGCUUGAUGUUAAAAUAAUAGAUAGUUGUUGUUUUCACAUGCAAACAAUCAAAAUGAAUACAUAAUUAAAAUGUGAACAUUAUGAUGAGGAGAAUGGGAGAUGAACUUAAAAUUUUAAGUAGGUGUCAUGGAAUAGUAUUGUUGUCUGCUAAGGCAUUUUAUGUACUUCAGUGAUUUUAAAAAGCAAACACCUGUUCCCUUUUUUGAUAUUAUUAUUGCAGCUUAAGUAUAUCUGUAGCUCUACAUUGAGUAACUUUAAAAGAUGAGCGAGAAAGAAAGAAUCUGUCUCUUGUUCCCAAAUUGCCUCAAUUUUAGUGAACAAAAAUAUGUACCUUUUUGAUGUGAAAUUAUUGUGAUUAAAAACUAGUUGCAGAUAAUGUUUAUGAUAUGUCAGACAUUGUAAUUUCUGAUGGUAAUUAUAACAUUUCCAUUCUUUUGUAGUUAAAACUUCUAUGUACUGAACCACAGGUUUUCUAGGCUUCUAAAUGUAGCCUUGCAUUGCAUGUUUCAGUGAUCAGAACAGAUGACCUCCCACCAAAAUAAAGAUGUAUUCAGUUGACAAAUUUCUUGCUUAACUACACAGCUAUGAUGCAAUCAUGUUACUAAGUUGCUUGCCCCAGUGAAAUAUGCAUAUGUAUGUUAUGGAAGUGGGAUGGCAAAUAAGUUAAAAAUGGCAUCCUUUUGCAAAGAGCUCAGACUUUUAAUUAAAUAUUUUAAAAUAGGUUGGAACUCAUUUUUCUCCUUUUAAAACAACUUGUGAUCACGAAUGCCACUAUCUCUCAGAUAUUUGACCUUUUUGUUUCAGCUUAGACAUAUAUUGUAUGAGUACAUUAAUCUAAGCAGAGAAAAUCUUUUCUAUGCCUCUAUUCCAGUGAAUAGCAUAAGUAUCAGAUAAAAGGAUCAAUUUAAAAAAUGUUAAUUUUGAAAACUUCUAAGAAGACAAGAAACAUUAUGGCCUAAAUCACCCAGAAGACACAUAUAUUGUACUUUAGUUCCACAUUACUAUUGUACUUUAGUUCCACAUUGCUAAAAGAAAACACCUUUUACUUUAAAUUACUUUAUUAUAUCAUUUGAUGUAUGCAAGUCUGUGCUCUUUGCCAAAAUCAACAUACAAUGAAGACAUGGCUUUGUUUACUGAGAUUCAAACAUGAUGCAAUGCUUUAAAAUAAACUCAGUACUGUCAGAAACAUAA
Messenger RNA from Balaenoptera ricei (Rice's whale), 1847 nucleotides. It is a transcript of the gene SH3BGRL, whose product is annotated as SH3 domain binding glutamate rich protein like. The transcript has 4 exons. NCBI's taxonomy places the organism in Eukaryota, Metazoa, Chordata, Mammalia, Artiodactyla, Balaenopteridae. Gene Ontology annotation, cellular component: cytoplasm. Bases 221 to 565 code for a protein of 114 amino acids. The record is from RefSeq and is a predicted model, not a curated record.